CGUCGCGCGCGACAGCAGGAACAGACCGCCCACCGCCAUCACCACCGACACCGCAUCGCGACUGGCCGAACGACUUGCGCGACGCCAGCGAGCACGUCGUGUGCACUGCAUCAGUCCUGUGAGAUUGCCAUCCACACUGGUCUUGCGCAUCGCGGGCCACAGCACCUCAGACUGCACGUUGGAACAGAUUGCUAACCUUUCACCUCCAUCCACGGGCGCGCAUAGGGUCUCACUGGCACGGCGCGCGAAAAGCGGCCAGAGAACGGGGCAGCCAUGAGUCGACGUUCGCCAUCCCUCUCCGACGGCGAAGUCAGCGGAGGCGGGGACGGGGAGAAGGUCACAAAGAACACAUCGUACCGCACAAGCACCAGUGUUAACAGCUCAGCCAGACAAUCGACGUCUUCAUCUCGGCCUUCGCACCUUGUCGGACGCCAGGCGUUGAUGCAUGAUUCAAACGCGCAUUUCAAUGGUUUUGGCAGAGAUCGUUCUAGGUCGCCCUACAGAAGAAAAGAUCGUUCGCGCUCGCGCUCGCGCUCGCCAUACAGAGCCGACCGCGAUAGCACUCGUGAGAAGCGACGGAACCACGAUGAUCACUAUGGCAAAGGCAGUAGUGACUCGAGACGACACAAAACCACAUCUCCGAAAGAUAGACGAGACGCACGCGUCCGAGCCGCCCCGCGCGAUCGCAGUCGCUCACCGUAUCGUGCAGAAGCAUCCAAGGGCAGUGCUACAGUAGCCGAUCAGGCUGGUGCUGGGUCCAAGGUGGACGGUAAGCAGCGAAGCAGCGUCUCAUUUGCGCAACCCGGUGCCUCUUCACUUGCAGCCACUGUUGCCGCUGCGAAUGUGGAGAAUGAAGAGGCUGCGGAGCCCGUCAAGCAGUUAACGGAAGCGGAGCUGAUCGAAGAACGACGAAAGAAGCGUGAAGCGAUCAGGAAGAAGCACGCGGCAGCCUCGGCGAAUGAUUCUCUCCUACGCUCGACGCUCGAAUCGAACCUGCCGUCAGCGGCCACGACACCUUACAAUGAAAGUAGCGGUCAUGGGUCAGUACCCCAGUCACCGCCAAGCUCCCUCAACUCCCCUCGUACUCCGAUGGAGCCUUCCUUUCCAGGAUCGCCAGCAUCGCCUGGGUCACCUGCUAUUGCUGAUGUAGACCUUGCGAACCCAAUCCACCUUGAGGCGAGUGAAGAACACGGACAAUCUGCCGCUGAUUACGACCCAAAUCACGACAUGAACGAAGAUCGGCCCGAUCACAAAAAUGCAACGCAGAAUCAGCAGACCUCCACAGAGCCACCAGCACCACCCCAAAAGCCUGCUGGCGAUUUCGACAUGUUUGCGGACGAUGAUGACGAUAUGUUCGCUGCCGAUGAUGCACCAUUGGUAAAUAAUGCCCCCCAAAAAGCCAAGGCGCUUGACGAGAGCUUGCUGGACAAUUGGGAUUACCCUGAUGGGCAUUAUCGUAUCAUCAAUGGCGAGUUGCUGGAUGGGCGGUAUGCCGUUGAGCAGCAAAUUGGUAAAGGUACGUUCGCGACUGUAGUCAGGGCGACAGAUGCGCAAACUGGCAAGAAGGUGGCCAUCAAGAUUGCAUGCCGCAACGAUACCAUGUUCAAGGCUGGCCAGAAGGAAAUGCAGUUUCUCAAUCGACUGAACGAAGCGGACAAAGACGACAGGAGGUGCAUCAUUCGGCUUCUGGCAGAUUUCAUGCACAAAGGUCACCUAUGUCUGGUCUUCGAGGGACUCGAGAUGGAUCUUCGGGAAACGCUGAAGAAGUUCGGCAGAGACGUGGGCAUCAACCCCGAAGCAAUUCAGAUUUACGCGCGACAGAUGUUCCUCGCCCUGCAGCACAUGAAGCACCAGGAAGUGCUGCAUGCCGAUUUGAAGCCAGACAACAUUCUAGUGAGCAGCGACAACAAGCUCGUCAAGAUUUGUGACUUCGGCACUGCCACUCUGCACCAAGAUGCCGAGCUCACCCCAUAUCUUGUGUCGCGGUUCUAUCGCGCUCCAGAAGUGAUCAUGGGCAUGGACUUUGACUACGCUAUUGACAUGUGGUCAAUUGGCUGCACGCUGUACGAGCUAUACACUGGACGGAUCCUGUUCAAUGGUGCAGACAACAACAACAUGCUACGAGUCAUCCAAGAGUGCCGUGGGAAACUUCCUAAUCGGCUGAUCAAGAAGUCACAGCUUGCCGGUAAAUAUUUUGACGAGAAUUUUGUCUUUCACGCAGAACAGAAGGACCCGAUGACCCACAACAUUGUGGCAAAGCCAAUGCACUUUCAUCAGGGCAGCACUGCCAAAGAUCUGAAAUCGAGAUUGAGUGCCAACACCAAGAAAAUGGACGCUACCCAGCUCAAGCUCCACAAUGCCUUUCUCGAUCUGCUGGACAAGUGCCUACAGCUUGAUCCUGAGAAGCGAAUCAAGCCCAGCGAUGCCCUCAAGCACCCGUUUGUCACGCGCGAGACGAAUGCCCCGGUCAAGGCCACGACGAAGACAGCUUUACCCAAAGGGUUUCGUCCAGCCGUCAUGCAGCGUGCUGGGUGAUUGGAGGAGAUGCGAGACACAACGAUACUUGCAUACACAACCGCACCCAUUCCGCGGCGCCGUAGGGAGUGAGUACUCGCGAUUGAGUGCGCGGCCACGCCUGCAUCUCUCCAGGACAGGCAAGCUUCACUCACGAGCAGGCUUCUCAUUGUUGAUCAGAUGAUUUAGCCUCACAUUUUGGGCUGUAACAUCGACACAGGCUCGAUGGGAGAUUUCAUCCGCGAAGCACAAGACACAACAUGUGGCGCAAAUCGGGAAAGCGAUUUGCAAAGUAGGAUGGAGAGCACGGUUUGAGUGGGGAUCAACAUAGUCCUUUGUCAGAAGUGUUGCAGUAUACAUAGAACAGUGGGCCAGAACACGAUGCAUCCGGACAGAGGCAGGCAGGAGGGAGGUCGACAGCAAGUGCGUGAACCAUGGGAGGUCGAGAGCUGUGCGAUCUUGUGCAGUCGGAGGUCCGAUACAUACGCACGACAUGCAAAACAAUGGUACAGAAAUUCACAUCG
This is a messenger RNA of Cercospora beticola, 3038 nucleotides long. RefSeq lists its product as uncharacterized. The record is from RefSeq and is a predicted model, not a curated record. NCBI's taxonomy places the organism in Eukaryota, Fungi, Ascomycota, Dothideomycetes, Mycosphaerellales, Mycosphaerellaceae. Gene Ontology annotation, molecular function: ATP binding; protein serine/threonine kinase activity. Gene Ontology annotation, biological process: peptidyl-serine phosphorylation; peptidyl-threonine phosphorylation.